Messenger RNA from Micropterus salmoides (largemouth bass), 4720 nucleotides. Its product is annotated as NACHT, LRR and PYD domains-containing protein 3-like. NCBI's taxonomy places the organism in Eukaryota, Metazoa, Chordata, Actinopteri, Centrarchiformes, Centrarchidae. The transcript has 15 exons. Bases 423 to 4493 code for a protein of 1356 amino acids. The record is from RefSeq and is a predicted model, not a curated record. Gene Ontology annotation, molecular function: protein binding.
UCCGACCAAAUGUCUGAUAAUCAGGAUCACUUUGAUCACAUUGUGCUGGAUCACUGUUUAACUGGACAGUAGAAAUGCUUCUUGAUGCUGAUUGGCUGUUUCUAAAUAUCUCUUUGAAAUCUGCUGUAGAAUUUCUCUCCGAAUUAAAGAACAAUGAUUUCAGAAAGAUUUCCCUGUAAUAUUGUUCAUGUUUCUCAAGUAGAAUCAGCAGCAGUCUGAUUGUAGUCUGAGCUCACAUCAUCAGUGAAACAUGCAGGGUGUGUCUCUCAUUUCAAGACUUGAAGACACAGACCUUAAUUUUCUCUUGGCACCCAGAAAACCGCCAAAUGCAGUUUAUUCUUCAGCAUAUAACAAGCGUUCAGUGUUUAGACUUUCUAACUAAUUUAAAUUCUAAAGUGUCCUGAGAUGUAAAGCUUGUUGUAAUGAAUGAGUGCAGCUCUCUCAGCAUGUUGUUGUGUUUGUGUGAAGGUGUGGGCUCUGCUAUGAAUCAGUGUGAGGACAGAGAGGAGGGAGUCCCUCCCUCUAAAAGCACUCUGUGUGGGGAACAUGACAGCCAGACCAAAGCUCAGAGCCCAGAGCAGCAGCAGGGACCAGACUCUGCUGGACCUGGACCUGGACCUGGACCUGGAUCCAGCUGUGUGUCUGUGAAGAGUGAUCGGUCUAUGGAGCCUCCUCUUGCUUUUAAAGGACAAUGCGGGAUCCAUGAGCAGAGACCUGAACCCAGCUGUGUGUUCAUGAAGAGUGACCAGUCCAUGGGCAGACCUAUUGAGUUGAAAGAUGGACAGCAUUCUGAUAGUCAAGGGAUCCAACAGCAGAGUCCAGUCUACCCUGCACCCAACUGUGUUUCCAUGAAAAGUGACCACUUCAUCCGUUUCUAUUCCAAGAUACAAGAAAAGCAUUUUGACAAAGUUAAGCGGCAGGGCUCAAAGGAUCCCAGAGGUCAAUCUGCUCAGCAGCAUCAAGCACACCUGGACUCCAUAUUCAUGCUGCUCCAGGAAAACAUUGUCAGUUUUGUGAAGAACGAGGUGAAGAAGUUCCAGAGAGUUCUGGGUCCAGAUUACCCAGAAUGCUUAGAGAGUCAGAGGGAGGAUGAGGAGGUGUUGGACGGUGAGGAGGAGGAGCAGAGGAGGAGCAGCAGAGAGGCAUUUCUGAAGAUCACACUGCACUUCCUGAGGAGAAUGAAGCAGGAGGAGCUGGCUGAGCGUCUGCAGAGCAGAACUGUUGCUCCAGUGUGCCGACGUAAACUCAAGUCUAACCUGAAGAAGAAGUUCCAGUGUGUGUUUGAGGGGAUUGCUAAAGCAGGAAACCCAACCCUUCUGAACCAGAUCUACACAGAGCUCUACAUCACAGAGGGAGGGACUGCAGAGGUCAAUGAUGAACAUGAGGUCAGACAGAUUGAAACAGCAUCCAGGAAACCAGACAGACCAGAAACCACCAUCAGACAAGAAGACAUCUUUAAAGCCUCACCUGGAAGAGAUGAACCAAUCAGAACAGUGAUGACAAAGGGAGUGGCUGGCAUUGGGAAAACAGUCUUAACACAGAAGUUCACUCUGGACUGGGCUGAAGACAAAGCCAACCAGGACAUACAGUUCACAUUUCCAUUCACUUUCAGAGAGCUGAAUGUGCUGAAAGAGAAAAAGUACAGCUUGGUGGAACUUGUUCAUCACUUCUUUCCUGAAACCAAAGAAGCAGGAAUCUGCAGCUUUGAAGAGUUCCAGGUUGUGUUCAUCUUUGACGGUCUGGAUGAGUGUCGACUUCCUCUGGACUUCCACAACAAUGAGGUCCUGACUGAUGUUACAGAGUCCACCUCAGUGGAUGUGCUGCUGACAAACCUCAUCAGGGGGAACCUGCUUCCCUCUGCUCGCCUCUGGAUAACCACACGACCUGCAGCAGCCAAUCAGAUCCCUCCUGAGUGUGUUGACAUGGUGACAGAGGUCAGAGGGUUCACUGACCCACAGAAGGAGGAGUACUUCAGGAAGAGAUUCAGAGAUGAGGAGCAGGCCAGUAGAAUCAUCUCCCACAUCAAGACAUCACGAAGCCUCCACAUCAUGUGCCACAUCCCAGUCUUCUGCUGGAUCACUGCUACAGUUCUAGAGGAGGUGUUGGAGACCAGAGAGGGAGGAGAGCUUCCCAAGACCUUGACUGAGAUGUACAUCCACUUCCUGGUGGUUCAGUCCAAACUGAAGAACACCAAGUAUGAUGGAGGAGCUGAGACAGAUCCACACUGGAAUAAAAAGAGCAGGGAGAUGAUUGAGUCUCUGGGAAAACUGGCUUUUGAGCAGCUGCAGAAAGGCAACCUGAUCUUCUAUGAAUCCGACCUGACAGAGUGUGGCAUCGAUAUCAGAGCAGCCUCAGUGUACUCAGGAGUGUUCACACAGAUCUUUAAAGAGGAGAGAGGGCUGUACCAGGACAAGGUGUUCUGCUUCGUCCAUCUGAGUGUUCAGGAGUUUCUGGCUGCUCUUCAUGUCCAUCUGACCUUCAUCAACUCUGGUGUCAAUCUGCUGGCCGAAGAACAAUCAAACACCCGGCAGUCUAAAGUCUCCAGAGACAAACCUAAACUAAUACAUCUCUACCAGAGUGCUGUGGACAAGGCCUUACAGAGUCCAAAUGGACACCUGGACUUGUUCCUUCGCUUCCUCCUGGGUCUUUCACUGCAGACCAAUCAGAAUCUCCUACGAGGUCUGAUGACAGAGACAAGAAAAAGCUCAAAGACCAGUCAGAAAACAAUUGAGGUAAUCAAGAAAGAGAUCACUGAGGAUCUGUCUCCAGAGAGAAGCAUCAAUCUGUUCCACUGUCUGAAUGAACUGAAUGAUCGUUCUCUAGUGGAGGAGAUCCAACAGUCCCUGAGAUCAGGACGUCUCUACACAAAUAAACUCUCUCCUGCUCAGUGGUCUGCUCUGGUCUUCAUCUUACUGUCAUCAGAAAAAGAUCUGGACGUGUUUGACCUGAAGAAAUACUCUGCUUCAGAGGAGGCUCUUCUGAGGCUGCUGCCGGUGGUCAAAGCCUCCAACAAAGCUCUGUUGGGUGGCUGUAACCUCUCAGGGAGAAGCUGUGAAGCUCUGUCCUCAGUUCUCAGUUCCCAGUCCUCUAGUCUGAGAGAGCUGGACCUGAGUAACAACAACCUGCAGGAUUCAGGAAUGAAGCUGCUGUCUGCUGGACUGGAGAGUCCCCACUGUAAACUGGAAACUCUCAGAGUUUAUGAUGUUUUCCUGAUUCCAGGCUGUCAGAUCACAGAGGAAGGCUGUGCUUCCCUGGCCUCAGCUCUGAGCUCCAACCCCUCCCAUCUGAGAGAGCUGGAUCUGAAUCUAGACGUGUUUGACCUGAAGAAAUACUCUGCUUCAGAGGAGGCUCUUCUGAUGCUGCUGCCAGUGGUCAAAGUCUCAAAGAAAGCUCUGUUGAGUGGCUGUAACCUCUCAGAGAGAAGCUGUGAAGCUCUGUCCUCAGUUCUCAGCUCCCAGUCCUCUAGUCUGAGAGAGCUGGACCUGAGUUACAACAACCUGAAGGAUUCAGGAGUGAAGCUGCUGUCUGCUGGAAUCACGAGUCCACACUGGAAACUGGAAACUCUCAGGCUGUCAGGCUGUCUGAUCACAGAGGAAGGCUGUGCUUCCCUGGCCUCAGCUCUGAGCUCCAGCCCCUCCAAUCUGAGAGAGCUGGACCUGAGUAAGAACGACCUGCAGGAUUCAGGAGUGAAGCUGCUGUCUGUUGGACUCGAGAGUCCACACUGUACACUGGAAACUCUCAGGCUGUCAGGGUGUCUGAUCACAGAGGAAGGCUGUGCUUCUCUGGCCUCAGCUCUGAGCUCCAACCCCUCCUACCUGAAAGAGCUGGACCUGAGCUACAAUCAUCCAGGAGACUCCGGGGUUAAGCUGAUGUCUGCUGGAUUGGAGGAUCCACACUGGAGACUGGACACUCUCAGGGUGGACCAUGGUGGAGAACAGUGGUUAAAACCUGGUCUGAGGAAGUAUUUCUGUGAACUGACAUUGGACACAAACACAGCAAACACAAACCUGAAACUGUCUGACAACAGGAAGGUGACAUGGGUGAGAGAGGAGCAGCCAUAUCCUGAUCAUCCAGAGAGAUUUGACUGCUGUCCUCAGGUGCUGUGUGGAAAUGGUCUGACUGGUCGCUGUUACUGGGAGGUCGAGUGUAGAGGAGAGGUUUAUAUAUCAGUGAGUUACAGAGGAAUCAAAAGGAGAGGAGAGAGUAAAGACUGUGGGUUUGGAAUGAAUGAUCAGUCCUGGAGUCUGUACUGCUCUGAUGGUCGUUACUCUGUCUGGCACAAUAACAGAGGAACAUCCCUCCUUCUCUCCUCCUCCUCCUCUAACAGAGUAGCAGUGUAUGUGGACUGUCCUGCUGGCACUCUGUCCUUCUACAGAGUCUCCUCUGACACACUGAUCCACCUCCACACCUUCAACACCACAUUCACUGAACCUCUUUAUCCUGGUUUUGGGUUCUGGUCCUCUGGUUCCUCAGUGUCUCUGUGUUCUCUGUAGGAGGGAGACAACUUCCAAUCCUGUGGUUUAAAUGUUGGUGGUGGACGAGGCUUCACUUUGGUUAACAUCUGACUCACUGAUUGUGCUUUUAAUGUCAGAAAUGUGUUUUCUUCGAAAUGGUGAAAUGAUCUCAGGGCUGAACUUGUUGUGUACAAACUGUGUUGACUUUGAUUUUCACUUUAAUAAAGUUUUCUUGGAGCAGCAUCUAGUAGCUGCUGAUGGCUGCA